Messenger RNA from Solea senegalensis (Senegalese sole), 2038 nucleotides. RefSeq names its product phosphoglycerate kinase 1 (gene pgk1). Gene Ontology annotation, cellular component: cytosol. The record is from RefSeq and is a predicted model, not a curated record. Gene Ontology annotation, biological process: gluconeogenesis; glycolytic process. Bases 112 to 1365 code for a protein of 417 amino acids. Gene Ontology annotation, molecular function: phosphoglycerate kinase activity; ATP binding; ADP binding. NCBI's taxonomy places the organism in Eukaryota, Metazoa, Chordata, Actinopteri, Pleuronectiformes, Soleidae. The transcript is spliced from 11 exons.
GUCUACGCUCCGCACUAAGGUCAACGCUGUCACUCGGUGUCUAACCAGCAGCCGGUCAGUCGCAACAAGCGGAGAAACCCAACUAAGCCCGAACCAGAACCAACCAGCAUCAUGUCUCUGUCCAACAAACUCACCCUGGACAAAGUGGACGUGAAGGGGAAGCGCGUCGUCAUGAGGGUCGACUUCAACGUUCCCAUGAAGGACAAACACAUCACAAACAACCAGAGGAUCAAAGCAGCCGUUCCCACCAUCAAACACUGCCUGGACCACGGGGCCAAAUCUGUUGUGCUGAUGAGUCACCUGGGUCGCCCCGAUGGAAACUUCGUGCCCGAGAAAUACUCCCUGGAGCCGGUCGCUGCCGAACUCAAGACCCUGCUGGGAAAGGAUGUUGCCUUCCUGAAGGACUGUGUGGGGCCAGACGUUGAGGCCGCCUGCGCUAACCCAGCCGCCGGGUCUGUUAUCUUGCUGGAGAAUCUCCGUUUCCAUGUCGCUGAAGAAGGAAAAGGCAAGGACGCUUCUGGAAACAAGACCAAAGCCUCCCAGGCUGAGAUCGACUCCUUCAGGGCGUCUCUGUCCAAACUGGGUGAUGUCUACGUCAACGAUGCCUUUGGCACGGCCCACAGAGCCCACAGCUCCAUGGUGGGAGUGAAUCUGCCCCAGAAGGCUGCUGGUUUCCUGAUGAAGAAGGAGCUGGACUACUUCGCCAUGGCUCUGGAGAAACCUCAGAAGCCCUUCCUGGCCAUCCUCGGAGGAGCAAAGGUCAAAGAUAAGAUCCAGCUGAUCAACAACAUGUUGGAUAAGGUCGACGAGAUGAUCAUCGGCGGCGGCAUGGCCUUCACCUUCCUCAAGGUCCUCAACAACAUGGAGAUCGGUACCUCCUUGUACGACGAGGAGGGAGCCGGCAUCGUCCAGGAUCUGAUGGCUAAAGCCAAGAAGAAUGGCGUCAAGAUCACGCUGCCCGUCGACUUCGUCACCGCUGAUAAGUUUGACGAGAAAGCCACCACUGGCACCGCCACGGUCGCUGCUGGCAUCCCCGCAGGCUGGAUGGGUUUGGACUGUGGAGCAGAAAGCUCUAAGCAUUACGCUGAGGCUGUGGGCCGAGCCAAGCAGAUUGUGUGGAACGGCCCCGUCGGUGUGUUUGAGUGGGAGAACUUUGCCAAAGGGACGAAGAACUUGAUGGACAAAGUGGUGGAGGUGACCAAAAACGGGUGCAUCACAAUCAUUGGUGGGGGCGACACCGCCACCUGCUGUGCCAAGUGGAACACAGAGGACAAGGUCAGCCACGUGAGCACAGGAGGCGGAGCCAGCCUGGAGCUGCUGGAGGGUAAAGUCCUGCCUGGCGUGGACGCCCUCAGCAGUGCUUAAACUUCCCUGGUCAGCUCACUGGUUUGUUUGUGUGUGUGUGUGUGUGUGUGUGAGAGAGAGUGUAUGAGUGGGAGGGGUAGCUACUCAACCAGACUCCAUGAAACCUGCUUCAGCAACCACUCUGGGUUUUUUAGACGUCUGUUUUUAAAUAACCGAGACGUGUGAAGACUAAAUCAGAACAAACGGUUUUUGUGACUGCAACACAACUGUAACACAACUGUAACACAACUGCAACACAACUGCAACACAACUGCAACACAACUGCAACACAACUGCAACACAACUGCAACAACUUUCCAAAGCGUCGUCGUUGCCCGACAAACUUAAACACUGGCUGAAGUGUGUGUGUGUGUGACAGAGAGAAUGUGUGUAUUGCUGUGUCACUUUUCCAUCGCUGCCCCUGAAAUGUCACUGCAACAAUUUAGAGAACAUAUAUAUAUAUAUAUAUACAUACAUAUAUAUAUACACAUAGAGCUCGUUAGUGUGUGUGUGUGUGUGUGUAUGUAUAUAUGUGGGUGUCCCUAGAUGUUCUAUUUUCUGCCCGUCGGCACCGAUGUUGGCUCUGGUCCCGUCUUCUCUGGCUGUUGCUUUGUGAGCAGCAUUGGACUGAGAUGUGGUUUCCGUCUCAGACGAUCUGUUCAGGUCAAUAAAAGUGUCUGUGUAAAAAAAAAAA